Trichobilharzia szidati is the source of this 1415-nucleotide messenger RNA. NCBI's taxonomy places the organism in Eukaryota, Metazoa, Platyhelminthes, Trematoda, Strigeidida, Schistosomatidae. The record is from the annotation of a GenBank genome assembly.
CUAAGGGAAGGUCACUGAGCAAGGUCAUUAGGACGAACACAAUGUGAAGGUUAGUGUUGGUGGCGGUGUUAAUUAUUUUUAGUACUUUCGCAAUGUUCAUUGGAGGUUCUGGAGUCAGGCCCUUUUAUAUUAUUCAAAAGUACUAUUUGUUUCCUUUGAGAAGAAAUACUGGUGGAAAAAUUCCUUCUGACAUAUAUGCUAAUCUAGUCAAGGAAAAUAAACUUAAAUCAAAUGAUUUUCAGUUAUCCGUCGUGAAGCGGCUGGAUGAUCUCUGUAAAGAAUUAAAUGGGUUUCACAGAAAGACGCGCAUCUUAUCCAUUUUUCAAGACAAAAAGAUUCCUAAGGGUAUUUACUUAUACGGCCCUGUCGGCUGUGGCAAAACAAUGUUAAUGGAUAUGUUUUAUGAAUGCUGUUAUUUUGAAUGUAAAUGGAGAACUCACUUCCACUCCUUCAUGUUUGAAGUUCAUGGAAGAAUACAUGAUUUUCGUUCGACUGCUCCAAAGAAUAAAAAGUCUUUUGACCCCAUCCCGCCAGUAGCAAAAAGUAUAAUUGACAAACACAAAUUGUUGUGUUUUGAUGAAUUUCAGGUUACAGAUAUUGCAGAUGCAAUGAUAUUGAAGCGACUGUUUGAAAAUCUCUUCAGUUUUGGUGCUGUUGUCGUUGUUACAUCAAAUCGUCCUCCAGAUGAUUUAUACAAAAAUGGAUUGCAACGUGUAAAUUUCAUACCUUUCAUUGGACUUCUUAAGGAAAAAUGUGAUGUUAUCAAUCUGGAUGCUGGUGUCGAUUAUCGAGCACAAAUGGGCGAAUCUACGAGUAGAGAAUUAGACCUACCUCUAUACCUAGACUAUUCAACCAUGACUGAUGUGGAUAGAAAGCUUGAAGACUGGUUUAACAGGUUAACGAGUGCCGCUGGACAUGUUGGGCCGCCAGAAACUGGAGAAAUCUCAACGUAUGGCCGUGUACUUGAGUUUAAGCAGACAGGAAAAGGUGUCUUAAAAUGCAAUUUCGCUGAAUUGUGUGAUGUGCCUUUGUGUGCUGCUGACUAUAUGACACUGGCUAAAAGCUUUCACACACUAGUUUUAUGCCAAGUUCCUCGAAUGGGUUUGCAUAAUUUGCCAAGUUUGAAACGUUUCACACACUUGAUUGAUGUACUGUACGAUAUGCGUACUCGUCUCGUUAUUGGUGCAGUGUGUCCAUUGGAUGAAUUAUUGGAAGCUAAAAGACAGCCUUCACCAGAAUUAGAUUUAGUGCAUCGUCAACUAAUCGACGACUUAAAUAUAAAAAUGGAUCAUCCGUCUAAUAUUGGAUCAAUCUUCACCGGUGAAGAAGAUUUGUUUGCAUACUCUCGGACACUAUCCAGACUGCGUGAAAUGAGUUCUAAAGCCUACUGGGACAGGAGUGGACCUAAUCGGUGA